Drosophila mojavensis is the source of this 1305-nucleotide messenger RNA. Its product is annotated as CD63 antigen. The coding region runs from base 208 to 915 and encodes 235 amino acids. The transcript has 4 exons. The record is from RefSeq and is a predicted model, not a curated record. NCBI's taxonomy places the organism in Eukaryota, Metazoa, Arthropoda, Insecta, Diptera, Drosophilidae. Gene Ontology annotation, cellular component: membrane.
GCCUUUGCAUUAUGUUUUUGCGCCUUGCGACUAUAACAACGCGAGAUAACCUGUCGGGUAAAGGAAACAAAUCAACAUAUAUAAAAGCGCUUUUUUGAAAAGUAGACAAACUACAGAAUUGUGAUUAGUUAAUUGCAAGCCAAAUAUCUAGACGGUGUCCGGUGUGAAAGGUUCUGACCAACAACAAUAAAAAAUCAAGAAAAAAAAAUGGCAUCCGGCGGCUUGACAUGUGUCAAAUAUAUAACUUUCUUUUGCAAUCUGCUGUUUGCGCUCACGGGUCUACUGAUCCUGUUGGUGGGCGCAAUGGUGCAGCUGAACUAUGCUCAUUAUUCGAACUUUGUGAGUGAUCAUAUUUGGACGGCGCCCAUUAUACUGAUGGUUGUGGGCGCCGCUGUGGCAUUUAUCUGUUUCCUGGGCUGCUGUGGCGCAUUGAAGGAGAACAGCUGCAUGAUACUCAGCUUCGCCAUAUUGGCAGUUAUAAUAUUCCUUUUGGAAAUUGGUCUGGGAAUCGCUGGCUAUAUCAAGCACUCGGGCCUGCCGCAGCUAAUGGAAACACAAUUCAAUACGACCAUGAAGAACUAUAAGGAACGCGAUGACUAUCGCGAUGCCUGGACUUUGCUGCAAACCGAAUUGGAUUGCUGUGGCACAAAUGGGCCCAACGACUGGGAUCCCAUCUUUCCCAACAAGACUUUGCCCCCGGCCUGCUGCAAGGUGAUCAAUCUCAGCGAGGCCAAGGAGUGCACCACCUUGCAUGCCGUGCAGCAGGGCUGUCUGCAGAAGCUUUUACACAUACUCGACUCAAAGACUUUGAUACUGGCCGGCGUGGUGCUCGCUGUGGCAGGCAUACAGCUGCUCACCAUACUAUUUGCCUGCUGCUUGUAUCGUUCGUUUCGCCGCAGUUACGAUCACGUUUAGGCUGCGUAGCGAGGAUCCCAUCUAUCGAUUUUAAAAGCAGAAAGCAAGACAUCCCCUUAGUGUAGUCUGUAGUUUUGUCACACGCAUGCGAUAUAACUCGUUGCCGUCUCUCAAGAGAAUAUUAUAUAAUAAUUAUAAUACACAAACAAUAAGAAAACCACAAAUCACAACACAUUCUCAAUUCACAAAUUCAUAACUUUAAUUUUUGUCAAUCAAUGUUAGCCCAGCAUUCUAAGAUUUAGUUUUUUACUAUGCUUAUACAUAUAUAUACACAUAUAUUUGAAAACUUGUUAAUGUUAUUCCCAGCUCAGUUGCGCUGAGCUCUAUAUACAUAAGAUACUCCAACUUGUAUAUCUCAUAAAUAUCUACCUAUGUUUUAUUGUUUUCUUA